AUGAAGCUGCGCAUCCUGACGUUCAACGUCUUCUUCGACGAGGUGGCUCGCUCCGUGCGCAUGAAGGCCAUCGGCCGGCUCGUGGAGCGCACGCGCCCCGCGGUCAUCGGGUUCCAGGAGGUCACGCGCGAGGCGCUGGCGCUGCUCAAGGCGCAGAGCUGGGCCCAGUUCUACGACUGCAGCGUGGACACGGCCCCGCCCUUCCAGGAGGCCUACUUCGUGGCCCUAUUCAGCGCCCUCCCCGUCAAGUCGUUAGAGACGCACCCGUUCUCCAAUACGGGGAUGGGCAGAGAGCUCGUGCUCAUGCAGGUAGAACCCACUCCGGGCUGUACGCUCUACGUGGGGACGUCCCACCUCGAGAGUCUCCCGCAGUUCGCGGGGCCUCGCGUGGCCCAAUUGAAGGAGAGUCUCACUCUACUUCGGGACCGAAGUAGUCCCAGCGUCUGUCUCGGGGCGGUGUUCAUGGGGGACACGAACCUGCUGCGAGCGGACAUGAAGCUGCUGGACCGACGUCUGACCGCGUUCGCGGAUGUGGAUGUGGAGCUGGCCAAGAGUGGCAGGUCCAAGUGUCGGAAGUGCAGGGAGAGUAUUGAUAAGGGUGCGGUGCGGGUGGGGAAGAUGAUGAAGGACAAGGUGGCCGGAGGGAAGGUCAUGGAGAUCCGAGUGUGGUUCCAUGAGGAUUGUUUCCUAGAGGCAGCGGAUACUACGGAUGAUGAGAAGCAGUUGGUGAGACGGAAGGCGGGUGAGCUUCGUGGGGAGGAGGUGGGGCACGGAGACGAAGAGGAAAUGGACAUGGUAGGAUAUCUGGAGUCGAGAUUCUUGUUGAUAAGGCGAGCCAAUUUAUUUUUCUUGUUGUGA
Molecule: messenger RNA, 858 nt
Organism: Phytophthora sojae
Lineage: Eukaryota; Oomycota; Peronosporomycetes; Peronosporales; Peronosporaceae
Exons: 2
Coding region: 1-858 (285 amino acids)
Biological process (GO): double-strand break repair
Cellular component (GO): PML body; cytoplasm
Molecular function (GO): zinc ion binding; single-stranded DNA binding; 5'-tyrosyl-DNA phosphodiesterase activity
Source: RefSeq, a predicted model, not a curated record